AGUCAGGCUCUGUUCCGCUCAUGCAACUAGCAACUAGUACAGUGCCAGUGCCCACCUUUCGGGAAACCGACGGAUCCGUUUGGCCCUUUAGCCGAUCGGUGUGGCUGCGAUGAGCGCCAUGGAUGUUGAUGAAUCUGGGGCUGAGGCUCCGCCAGAAGCUAUGGAGGACAUACCACCUCCGCCUCCCCCUGCAGGACCGAGUGCGCGCAGAGCACGAGUUCAGCUGCCGGAACACCAUGAAGAUGAGGGUCCAACCUACUACAGACUUGGUGUUGACUAUCCCGUCGACCCGGACGACGAUGAAGUUCUUCAUCAGUGUGCCCGAAUCAAGAAACUGGAGAGCCUCGAGGUUGUGGGUCCGAAGCUUCGGAAGCUGUGCUUGGUGGCAAACUGUGUCGAGAAGAUUGAAAACCUUGAGACCAAUGUGAACUUGGAACACUUGGAGCUGUAUCAGAACCUGUUGAAGAAGAUUGAGAACAUCUCGCACUUGCACAACCUUAUGGUACUGGACUUGUCAUUCAACAAAAUCCGCAGCAUGGAGACGCUGGCAGCCUGCAGCUUCCCCCGGCUGGAGAGAUUAUAUUUGUCCAGUAACAAGAUCACAGACAUUGAGGGCAUCUGGCAAUUCACCAACCUGAAGAUGCUUGAACUGGGGUCGAAUAGAAUUCGUGCUGUGCCUCCAGAAAUUGCUUCUUUGGUUCACUUGGAAGAAUUGUGGCUGGGGAAAAACAAGAUUAUAUCAAUGACAAUACCACCAUUGCCAGCACUUAGACAUUUGAGCCUUCAGAACAAUCGCCUGGAAGUGUGGGAGCCAGCUUUCUUCCAGAAUCUCUCCGGGCUCACACACCUGUAUUUAGGGCACAACAACCUGCCCGACCUUCCUGAAGAGUUUGCACUAUUGGCCGGUUUGGUUGAGGUUGACCUUGUCAGGAAUGCAAUCACUCAAAUCAAGCCAAUUCCUGAGCUCCGGAAGCUUGAGGAGCUGUGGAUGAAUGACAACAAGAUCGAAGAUUUGGGGCAAAUAGCUAACUUGUCAGCAUUCCCAUCCUUGAAAACCAUCUAUUUGGAGCGCAAUCCAAUGCAGGAUUUAGGAAACAAGGAGGCUGAGCAGCGCUAUCAGGAGGCCAUUCUUCAAGCGGUGCCCCACAUCCAGCAGAUAGAUGCGGAGCGUGUAAAUUUCGAGAUCAAGGUCAUCACUGAUGGAACCGAGCGGCACGUGAUGGGCAUCAGGCGUAGUUGAAGUUUCACGCCGUUGGUCGGCAAAAGCGAAGUUUCAUGUGUCAGGUGUUUGCCAAAAGGCCGUAGGGUUUCUUCGCUUCUUUGCCUGCUUUCAUCUCAUGACUCAUAACAGUUUAACACUUCAGCC
Messenger RNA from Durusdinium trenchii, 1366 nucleotides. The record is from the annotation of a GenBank genome assembly. Lineage: Eukaryota; Dinophyceae; Suessiales; Symbiodiniaceae.